GCGCUAUUGCAAAUUAGAACAGCAACCUCCCAGUCCAGUUCUUUUGUGGGAUAAAGGUCUCCUAUUGAGUAGUCCAUACUUUUGUGUUCGUUGCUUUGAAAAUUUCCCUCAGUUUUAACUUGUAGAUUCGCCUAAAUCAGCUAUGGAGUAUGCUAAAACCCUGGCCCCAUUAUCUGUGGUGAGAUCAGUAUCCUCAGUUGGCAUGUCACUCACACGGAAAAUACUACCUGCACGUCAGCCCCGCCUCUUUAGAGUCUGCACCCAUAACCGCUGCCGGAGCAGGACUGUGAUGGCCUCCUCGCUGGAUGAGCUUCUGGAAAAGGCGGCAAACAGCUUGCUGGUGGUGUUCCAGUUCCUGACGCUGGUGCUUGAGGAGGACGGUACAGUGGUGGACACAGAAGCCUUCUUCCAGUCCCUUCCUGCUAACACUCUGCUAAUGGUGCUGGAGAAAGGGCAGAUAUGGACACAAAGCAAGGGACUCCCAAGUUUCAGACGGCCCAAAAGAAGUGGAAUCGCCAAGUUGAGCUUUGACCUGUACAAGCUGAACCCGAGGGAUUUCAUUGGUUGCCUGACCAUUCGAGCUACGCUGUAUGAGAUCUACACACUGUCAUAUGAUAUAAAGUGCAUGGGGGCCAAGCACAUUCUGAAGUGCUUAUUGCGAUUCUUGACACAAGUGGCACGUGUAGUAGGCCAUACACUUCUGUGUGGCUCUUCCUACAUUCUACAGUGCAUCGGUGAAGAUGAGUACUAGUGUGGCAUCGUGGUAUGACUGUCGGCCCAAACCAAGCUUCUCUGACUCUGAAGCACCAUGGACUACACAAAGGAAUACACUGAGCCUGGCUGCCAAUGAACAUUGUGUACUGUCUCCCUAAGUAAGAAAUUUUAAAUGAUUUAAAACCUCAAACAGCCAUUUUCAUGGAGUAUUGCAGUCCAGCUGACAAUUUGUUGUUUUUCUGCCACGACUCCUUUGUGACUGGGAUGAAGAUGAAUCCAACGCUCAUAUCCACCCCUUGAAGUCACAGCUCAGUUGCAGUCAGUGAAACCACAUUGUAGUUGGCACACUGCAUUUUAAAUGUGCCCGUCUUUGAAUAGAGGAACAGAAUUAUAUAUCCAUGUCAGUGUUGUGAUGAUGUGAUGAUAGUGUCAUGAUAGUGUUUAAAGAUGAAGAUGGUCUUUAAGUGCUGUUUUAAAGUGCUGUUACAUGCAUUCCUGACCGAGGAGUGACCUGCUUAGUUUUACAGUAGAUGAAGUGUUUUGAAUAGGUUUUUAUGCUAUACCAACCAGAGUUACUGUCCAAUUAUGUCAUCUAUUUUUAAAAAAGUGUUAUUGGUUGGGGGUAUAUGUCUGGAAUUGUCUGGGAAGGAUGUUUGCACUGGUCUGACUGCACUGUUGUAUUUGGUGUUUUUACAGAGCUCUUAGCCAAACUUGAGCAUUUAAGCACAAAAGUGUUUAAUAGUAGGUCGCCUAAGGCCUCUAAACCCUCUUAAGGGUAAAGCUGGCUUGAGACCAAUUUGAGUGUUUCUGCACCUGCAUUUAUUUUGUGAUGUUAUUAACAUCACAAUGGAAUGCACUUUCCAUUCACAGUACUAAACACAAACACACCCCUGUAGUGUGCUGCGCCAUAAAUCUGAAUAAAGUUUGUUAUCCUAGCAGGCCUGUCUCUCCUGUGACCUUGUA
Messenger RNA from Anguilla anguilla (European eel), 1677 nucleotides. It is a transcript of the gene cidea, whose product is annotated as cell death inducing DFFA like effector a. NCBI's taxonomy places the organism in Eukaryota, Metazoa, Chordata, Actinopteri, Anguilliformes, Anguillidae. Bases 143 to 751 code for a protein of 202 amino acids. The record is from RefSeq and is a predicted model, not a curated record. The transcript is spliced from 5 exons. Gene Ontology annotation, biological process: regulation of apoptotic process; apoptotic process.